This is a messenger RNA of Musa acuminata AAA Group (dessert banana), 611 nucleotides long. RefSeq lists its product as uncharacterized. The coding region runs from base 1 to 582 and encodes 193 amino acids. The transcript is spliced from 2 exons. The record is from RefSeq and is a predicted model, not a curated record. NCBI's taxonomy places the organism in Eukaryota, Viridiplantae, Streptophyta, Magnoliopsida, Zingiberales, Musaceae.
AUGGGGAAGUCAAGGAAGCCGGCAUCGCAGUCUCAGGCACGCCGUCAACCGAGCGCCCUCCAUGCCCUUCCUCCUCCUCCUCCUCCUCCUCCGUUGCCUUCCAUCCUCCUACGCUGCAAUCAAGAAAAGAAAUGGAAGGCGGUGCUGGGCACGGCGCGCAAGGUUGAGGCUCCUGCUGCGAUGGCCACGACGGUGCCGCAGGAGGCUGUGGCGGGGACGAGCAUGCCGAAGGUGGAGAAGACGAUCAGGAUGACGACGAGGUCGAAGGCAGCGGCUCCCGUCGCUUCGACGAGCCACGCCGAGGACGAAAGGUGGCGGCGGUCCAGAGGACAAGCCGAGGAGGAGGAGGAGGAGGAGGAGGAGCGGGCGGCAAAGAGGAGGAAGACGCUGAGGUUUCGGCUCUCUCUCUCUCGGGAGGAGAUAAUGGCGGAUUUCGAAGCGAUCACGGGAAAGAAGCUGCCGUCCCGUCCCAAGCGGCAUCAUCCCAAGGCGGUCCAGGAAAACCUCAGCGUGAUGUUUCCCGGUUCGAAUAUGCCCCAAUCCAUCAACGCCAAUCGCUACAAGCCGAAGAAAUCUUCCUGAUGAUUUGCUUCGGAGUUUGCACGUCCUUC